Molecule: messenger RNA, 1702 nt
Organism: Schistocerca gregaria
Lineage: Eukaryota; Metazoa; Arthropoda; Insecta; Orthoptera; Acrididae
Product: protein RecA-like
Exons: 1
Coding region: 565-1593 (342 amino acids)
Biological process (GO): DNA repair
Molecular function (GO): ATP hydrolysis activity; ATP-dependent DNA damage sensor activity; single-stranded DNA binding
Source: RefSeq, a predicted model, not a curated record
AAAAACAGAUAAGUGUGUGUAUUUACGAAUUAUACAAAUUGCCUGAUUCAAAAACGUCUUCAGUCUCCAUGUUGUCGGAGGCGACCAAGUCUUUUUCCGAUAGAAACACAGACGUACUGAAUUCUGAAUAGAGCUAGACGAGGUAUCGCUGUCCAAUGGCCAGUUUGCUCAAAGGGUGUAAAAGCACAACGCUGCGACCAACGGCUUCCAGUUCUUGUUUUUUCAAUAAAACCCACGAUUGUGCUUUUUUCCGUACACCGGUCGUACAACAGGCGUCUAUUUUCGGAGGCGCGCGCAACUGCUUUACGGAGCUCAGGCGCGUUUCGUCCGUCCGGGCGCACUUGGUCCGCGCAGUUGCGAGGGCUGGAUAUGCGAAGCGUAUGUAUAGAGAGAGUGACGCCGCGAAUAAUUUUUUUUCAUGCACGACUCUGAGAUCUGCUAACGCGCGCGUGGAAAGGGUCGAAGAAGUCUGCUGAAGACGGAGAAGAUGACGCGGCGUCUAAGGAAUCGUCGCUAGAAAGGGUGAUAAAACAGAUCGAACAGACGUUUGGGAAGGGAACGGUCAUGAAGCUGGAAGCCUCGACCAAGCCUUUAGGACCUGAAGAUGUUAUUUCGACAGGUUCUCUCUCUUUGGAUCUUGCGCUCGGCAUAGGCGGUCUCCCUCGAGGUCGCAUUACGGAAAUUUUUGGUCCAGAAUCUUCAGGAAAGACGACGCUCGCUCUGCACUGUAUUGCGUCUGCUCAGGCCAAUGGAGGACAGUGCGUCUUUGUCGACGCCGAACACGCGUUGGACGUUAAUUGGGCGAGGAAGCUCGGCAUCAAAACAGAGACGUUGUUGGUGGCGCAGCCAGAUUCUGGGGAGCAAGCACUCGAAAUCGUAGACACGUUGGUCCAGACAGGUCAGAUAGACGUGAUUGUGCUCGAUAGCGUUGCCGCCCUCGUUCCCAGACUGGAAUUGGAAGGCGACAUGGGUUCGCUGCAGAUUGGAGCCCAGGCUCGUUUGAUGUCUCAGGCGAUGCGCAAAUUGGCAGGAUCGUUGAAAAAAAACAAGACUCUUUUAAUUUUUUUAAAUCAAAUCCGCAUGAAAGUCGGCGUUAUGUUCGGAAAUCCGGAAACGACUUCUGGAGGAAACGCUCUUAAAUACUAUGCUUCGAUACGACUCGACAUACGACGCACUGGCAGCGUCAAAAAGGGCGAUUUAAUCACCGCGAACCAAAUCCGGGUCAAGGUAGCCAAGAACAAGCUGGCACCGCCCUAUCGACAAGCGGAAUUCGACAUUGAAUUCGAUCGAGGGAUAUCUAAAGUUGGAGAGCUGGUGGAUUUAGGAAUUAAAACCGGAAUUUUGGAAAAGACCGGGUCUUGGUACGCUCUCGUGUCCGACGGGUCUCAACUAGGUCAAGGACGUGAAAAGGUGAAACAGCAUCUGCUGGAAAACCCGAGUGUAGCCACGGAGUUGGAAAAGAUGAUAAGAGAAAAGGUCAUUCAAGAAGAAGAAGAAACGGGCGGACUCAGCGCCGCCCUGUCGCCAGAAAUGGAAGUACCGUUUAUAGGCGAUGGCCACGACGACGAUGACAGCGCCUGUAAACAGGAAUGAGCACCGUGUUUCGAAAAACCGUUUUUAACCGUCACCCUAUCGCUUGUGUAUUUUUUUUAAUUGCAGGUUUCGUGAUUGCACGAGUGGGCGCCUUGGCGCAUCCAUCCGG